AUGGAAACGAAUGAGCAGCACGAUGAAUACAUGCUAAAAUUUGUGCUUGUUGGCGACAGUGGUGUAGGAAAAACAAGCUUGAUUUCACGAUUCAUUUGCAAUGAAUUCAAUGCGGAAAGUAAAAGUACACUGGGGGUCGAUUUCGGAUCCACAUUCGCCCAGAUGAAGGACAAUCGCCGCAUCAAGUUGCAGGUUUGGGAUAUCAGCGGCAAAGAGCGAUAUCAAGGCAUUGCACCAACGUACUAUCGCGGAGCACAAUGCGCAUUUUUACUUUUUGAUCCAACAAGCUUAUCAUCCUUUGUGAAUCUGCAAGUUCAUUGGCUUGAAGAAAUAAGGCGAUAUGCAAGCCAACGUAUCAAGCUAGUGCUCAUUGCAAACAAAGCUGACCUUGUAAAAGAAGGCCAACAGCAGCGGGAAAUCAGUAUACAAGCAGCUGAAAAAUAUGCGUCCGACCAUGACAUGCUGUUUUUUGAGACAAGCGCAUUGGAAGACAACACACAUAUCGCCGAUGUUUUUCAAUCAGUAGCAGCAGACAUCUAUGAUACGCUUGUCAGUCCCUCCACCGACGAUGGGUGA
Lichtheimia ornata is the source of this 576-nucleotide messenger RNA. RefSeq lists its product as uncharacterized. NCBI's taxonomy places the organism in Eukaryota, Fungi, Mucoromycota, Mucoromycetes, Mucorales, Lichtheimiaceae. Bases 1 to 576 code for a protein of 191 amino acids. The record is from RefSeq and is a predicted model, not a curated record. The transcript has 6 exons. Gene Ontology annotation, molecular function: GTPase activity; GTP binding.